Molecule: messenger RNA, 4780 nt
Organism: Podarcis lilfordi (Lilford's wall lizard)
Lineage: Eukaryota; Metazoa; Chordata; Lepidosauria; Squamata; Lacertidae
Source: the annotation of a GenBank genome assembly
CUCCCUCCGACCUUCCUUCCUUCCUUCCUGCGGCCAGGAGAGGCAUGAUGGCGGCGCCCAGGGUCCUUCGAGGAGCAGCGGCAGGUAAGAAAAAGGAACUGCAAACGCGGCGGGCAAAGGUUCCCCCCCGCUGGGCGCCCCGCGCAAAGCAGUUUUUACGCCUGCAACGCAGGAGACGGAGGAAGUGCAAAAUUGCCUGCCUCCAAGCGCGAUUUAGAACCCAAGCCCCGCGUGCACGCGUGUACGGAAAGGAAAAAAGCACGUUGUACAUGCUCCAGAACUGCUGAAUCGGGGUUAGGGGGUUCUCAUACUCUUCUGUAGGGAAGGAAAUUGGAGACGGGGCUACAAACCAUAAUGCAGACUUGAGGACUUAAGAAGUGCCUGGCUGCUGGAUUAGGCCAAGGGGGGCCCAUCUAGUCCAGCAUCCUUUUCAGGCAGUGGCCAAACUUCCCUAAAAACCUAGGGAUCUAGAUUGACUCCCUCUGGACCUGGACAAAUAUAAGAUAGAGGACACCUGCCUUGCCAGUAGUAUGUGUGAAAAGGAUCUUGGAGACAUAUAAGACUACAAGCUGAACAUGAGUCAACAGUGUGAUGCAGCAGCAAAAAGCACUAAUGCUAUUCUAGGCUGCAUCAACGAAAGUAUAAUGUGCCGACCGUAGAAAGUAAUAGUCCUGCCUUAUUCUGCCUUGGUCAGACCACACUUGGUGUACUGUGUCCAGUUCUGGGCAAUACCAUUUAAGAAGGAUAUUGACAGUGUGCACAGAGAAGGGUGACCAAGAUGAUGAAGGGUCUGGAAACCAAGCCUUAUGGUGAACAGUUGAGGGAAUUGGGUAUAUUUAGCCUGGAAAAGAGGAGACCGAGAGGACGUAUGAUAGCCAUCUUCAGUUAUCUAAAGGGCUGUCACAUGGAAGGUGGAGCAAGCUUGUUUUCUCUUGCUCCAGAGGCUGGGAACCAAAUCAAUGGAUACAAGUUUAGAAGACAAGCUAAGCAUCAGGAAGAGCAUUAUGACUGUAAGAACUGUUCAACAGUGGAAGAGGCUCCCUCGAGGUGGUGGGUUCUCCCUGGAGGUUUUUAAGCAGAGGUUGGAUGACCAUCUGUCAUGUAUAUUUUAGUUGAGAUUCCUGCAUAAAUUCUGUGCUGCGCCAAGAAGUACUUUCAUCUGUCCUGAAUCUUCCAACAGACUUAGCUACCAUGCCCGCCUAUUUCAGAAGUUUGUUGUGACUUACCUUCUACAAAAUUGUGGUAUCCCCUUACCCUCACCCCCCCCCCCCCGGUUUCUCUCUACUCUCUGCUUGGAUCAGUCCUCCCCAGACUUUGCAGCUUGGGCACUUGGACCAAGACUCCUCCCACCCUUCAGAGGCUUUAUACGACUCUUCCAGCAACAAGUCCAGAAGAAGCUCCCACUGGUGAGCAUCACUGGGGAAAGAGGAGGGUGGGAUUGCUGCUGAUGGGAGCGCUGGAUUUGGCCCUGGGAUUCAAAGCCACUCCAGUCACAAAUCGAAAGGGUUGUGGGGCGAAUAGCUGGCAAAUCAAGAGGAGCUGUGAUGUUUUUGUGCAAGGUUUUGAUGCAAUUCCCAAAGAUUUCCUCUGCUCUUGUGCUAUGUCAUUUGGCAACUGAGUUUGAGCCAAUUAACCACUUUCCCCCCCUCUUUCAGUUGAUUAUGACAGGCUCCUAGGGGAGCCCCUGAAAAACCCUGAUUUCUUCAACGUGCAAGAGCUCUUCUCCUUAAGGGACCUCUUUGAUGCCAGAGUCCACCUGGGCCACAAGAAGGGUUGCCGUCACAGGUCAGUGAUUCCACCAGUUUUCUUGUGAACAAUGCCUUAAUAGCAUGUCAGACUCUUGAUCCAUAGCUAUGGCUUGUCUCCUAAAAAUAAAAUAAUAUUCUAGGCCUCAUGGUUCUGAAGAAAGGGCUGAAUCAAACAGAAGCAAAGGUCCAUCUGGCUUAGUACUGUCAACACUGUACACUGCCUACACUGACUGGCAGCAGCUCUCCAGGAUUUCAGGCAGGGGACAUUCUUGGCUGAGAAGUGGCCCUUCCCCUAAUAAGAAAAUAAAACUCUAGUCCUCAUCAUUCUGCAGAAAAAGUUGGAUGAAAUAGGGAUAUAAGAACUGCCUUGUACCGAGGCAAGCCAGUUGCCCAUCUAGCUCAGUAUUGUUUACACUAUCUGGCAGCUGUGACUUGCCAGGUUUUCAGACAGAACAUUCCCUGCCCUACCCGAAGAUGCCAUUGGAGACUGAACCUGGGGCCUCCUGCACGCAAAGCAGAUGCCAUGGCACUGAGCCAUGGUCUUUUUCUUAGACACUAAAUAAGAUUCUAGUUCUCAUCAUUCUCAAUUAAAGACUGAGUUAAUGGAUUUCAGCCUGUGGCAGUUUUUCUCAUCCUAGAACCACCGAAAUGAAUGGGCUCAAGCAUCUCCUCCGCAUUUCAUCCUCACAACAACCCUGUGAGGUAGGUUAGGCUGAGAGCGAGUGACUGGCCCAAGAUCACCUGAUGGCCGAGUGCGGGGGGGGGGGCGGUCCUUGUCCUACACUCUAACCACUACACCACACUGGUUCUCAUGCAUUAAGACACCCUGCAGGUUGACUGGUCCCAAGUUGUGAAGGGCUUUAUGUUCUAGUAGAUAGAGAGAUGAUAGAUAGAUAGAUAGAUAGAUAGAUAGAUAGAUAGAUAUACACAUACAUGAAAAAGAGAGAGAGAUGUGUCAAGUCUCCCAUGGCUUUACGAAGACCAGAAACCAAUCCCCACCACUGCUCAUGUUUGGCCUCUGUCUCCUACAGAUUCAUGGAGCCAUACAUUUUUGGGUGCCGCCUCGAUCAGGACAUCAUCAACCUGGAGCAGACGAUGGUACACCUCCAGCUGGCUCUCAACUUCAUGGCUCACGUCGCCUACCGCAAAGGCAUAAUCCUCUUCAUCAGCCGGAACCGUCAGUUUUCCCACCGGAUAGAGGCCACCGCCAAGGAAUGCGGCGAAUAUGCUCACACUCGCUACUGGCAGGGCGGCCUGAUGACCAAUGCCGAUGUCCAGUAUGGGCUGGGUGUCCGCCUGCCUGACCUCAUCAUCCUCACUAACACCCUCACCAACGUCUUCGAGCCCCACAUGGCCAUCCGGGACGCAGCUAAGAUGAACAUCCCCACAGUGGGCGUGGUAGACACGAACUGCAACCCAACCCUCAUCACCUACCCCAUUCCGGGUAAUGACGACACCCCCUCGGCUGUCGAGCUCUACCUCCGGCUCUUCAAGAUGACCAUCAUGAGAGCGAAGGACAAGCGAAGGCAGAUGGAGGUCUUGUGCAGAGGGCAGGACAAGCCUUGCUAAGGAGGCCGGAGCAGCUUGGUGGGAAACCACCACCCCCAUUGAAAAAUUCACUAGCUAGUCCCAGGUGCAAAAUCUGUCAGACUGUUUUGGCUACAGGUAACUGAGCCACAUUCACAGCAUGUGUUUAAAACACCAUGGUACCAUUUUAGAGCCAUGGUUUCUCAAAAGAAUCCUCUGAACUGUGGUUUGUUAAGACUGCUGAGAGUUGCUAGGAGGCCCCCUAUUCCCCUCCCAGAGCUACAAUUUGCAGAGUGGUUUAACAGUCAAUCCGUCUUCCCAGGGAGGUCUGGAAAUUAUAGCUCUGUGGGAGGGAAGAGGGGUCUCCUAACUCUCAGCACCCUGAACAAGCUAAAGUUCCCAGGAUGCUCUGAGUAAAUCCAUGACUGUUUGAAGUGGUAUCACAACACUUCAAACAUCUGGUGUGAAUGUGGCUUGUGUUAGGUCCUGUCCAUACAUUUCAAAGCAUUCUUCACACCACUUCAAACAGCUGCAACUUCCCCCAAAGAAUCCUGAGAACUGUAGUGUGUUCAGAUUGCUGCGAGUUAAAAAGAGACCAUGCUGUUCCCCCUCCCAGAACUAUAAUUCUCAAGCAUUCCCUGUGAACAAGGAUUUAUUGUUAAAUAAAUCACUCUGGGAAUUGUAGAUCUGAAUAGGGUGGAGGGUGUCUCCUAACAGCUCUCAGCACCCUUAACACACUAUAGCUUCCAGGAUUCUUUUGGGGGAAGCCGUGAAUGUUUAGAGUGGUAAGAGAUUGCUUUAAUUGUGUGUGUUUAAUUGUGAUUCAAAGCAUGCUUGCAAGAAAGCAAAUGGAUGCAUACCACGUAUAACUCUGAGGUUAUUUUCCCAGGAAACUUCCGCCUAGAGUGCAAUAACUUUCCUUCAACCCCACAAGACGUGCCAUUCCGCCUCGCCUUUGCUGUACUUCUUGACCAGGCUUCCUCAACCUCAGCCCUCCAGAUGUUUUGAGACUACAGUUCCCAUCAUCCCUGACCACGGGUCCUGCUAGCUAGGGAUCAUGGGAGUUGUAGGCCAAAAAGCAUCUGGAGGGCCAAAGUUGAGGAAGCCUGGUCUUGACUGUUGCAUCAUCAGUUUUAAAGCAACAGCAGCUCUGAAGCAGGACGUGUGUCUGAAAAAGUUAAUUGUGAGAAGAGGAUAGCUUACAGCAUUUCCUAGGACAGCAGGAGUGGGAAACAUCUGGGCUGUGCAGGUGCUUCUGAACUACAGCUCCCAUCAUCUCUGACCACUGGCCACUCUGGCUGGGGCUGCUGCAAGCUAGAGUCCAGCAACAUCUGGAGAGCCAUAGAUUUCCCCAGACACAGCCCAGACUGUCCCAAAGUAUGGGUAGAGAGCAGUGGUAGACUGGGCCAAAUGCCUUUGCUUCUGCAUUGGAAGUUGUUUCUCUCUUGCACCCUUUUUUCAACCUCAUGUAUGUUUUCCCUUAUAAAAAAUAAAGAUAUGUUUGC